UCUUGGAGAUAUCUGUUUUACAUCCUAUUAACAUCUGAACGUCAUACGACGUUUAUAAGAUAUCUUAUAAGAUAUCUUUUUCCAUAUAUCUUUAAGAUGUUAAAUAGUGACACCUUAAAGAUAUCUUUUUUACGCCCUUUAGGUCAAAUAAUUUUCAUGGUACUAUAAUGUUUAAAAAAUAGCUUAAAAUUAAAUACAUAUAAAUAUCAUUCCCUUGUAAUCGCUAAAAACGUUGAAUAUUGAACUUUUCUUACAUAUUCUAAAACUGAAUUUAUAACAAAGAAUAAUAUUUAAAAAAACAUAUGCAUGCGGAGGCGAUCCGCCAACGCGAUCGAUGAUGCAUAGUACUGAAGCAAUUUUGUAUGUUUGCUUUUCAAAAAAAAUUUAACAAUAAAAUCUUAAACCUUAAUUCAGUACGUAUUUUUGUGAAAAAAUUUUUCGUCGUACGAAAGAAUCGAACCCGGACCGCCUGGGUGCAAGCCUAGUAUGCUAGCCCCUAGACCACUGGUUGGACGCUCUACAUUACGAUGAUCUCGGGUAUCUUUGUCCUCUACAUCAUUACAUAUUAAGUUAAAAAAGGAUACAACAACUCUUGUAAACGGACUGAUACUGUCGACGCCGGCUGUCAGUUUUUCCCUUUUCUGUGUUUCUAACCAGUAACCACAUCCAUUAGUGAUUAGUCCAUUGUGUGUGCGUUACAGUUUAUAUUCUGCGGAAACCGACGGCGUGAUUUUGACUUUUUGUGUAGUGUUUUAGGAUAGAAUAUUGGUUAGGUUCGUUGAUAUACGAUUUUUAGGUUAGCCACUGCGUUUUUUAGUUUUAAGCAUUACAAUGUCGCGAAGUAAUUUACAAAAAUACUAUAUGCAGGCUAAAAGAGCCAAGCCUAACAAUGAAGAAUCACAUUCUACACCUUUAAGCUGUUUUCAUUAUAAUAAUGAGGCUUGUAGUAGUAGCGAGAGUAGUAGUAUGAAAGCUGCCGAUGUGGUGGAAAUAAAUAGCACAUUAACUCUUAACCUAUUACAAUCACAAUCUGUUUUAUGUGAGAGCGAGAAUGAGGAUUCCGAAUUUAUUGAAGAUGUUCCAGUAGAACUUAAUUUGCAACCACCAUUCUCUGAAUUUGAAUCUGAGAGUUCCGAUACUGAUAAUAAUGAAGCCGAGAAACAUAUAAAAUUUAAGUUAGCAAACUGGGCAUUAAAAUACAAUAUUUCAAACGUAGCCACUACAGAUCUACUUAAACUUUUGCAUGAUCACAUUAAUGAACCUUUACCCUUGGAUGCUCGAACGUUACUUAAUACAACAAGAAAUGUUUCGACGGAAUGUGUUCACCCAGGUGAAUACUAUCAUUUUGGUUUAUCGGCAGCCAUUCAUAAUAUUUUUAAAUGUGUAGGAACGCACAGAUUUAAAAACUCAGACCAAAUAAGCUUACUUCUUAAUAUUGACGGUCUACCUUUAGCAAAAAGUUCACACAGCCAAGUGUAUCCUAUCCUUAUAUCAAUUUUUGGACACAAAUGUGUAAGGAUGGUUGGCAUUUAUCAUGGCUAUGAAAAGCCAAAGGAUGCCAAUCUUUUUUUAAAAAGGUUUGUGCAGGAUGCUAUUGAAGUUAUUAAUAAUGGUAUAACAAUAGAUAACAACAAAUAUUUAAUAAGAAUAAAAUGUAUUGUAUGUGAUGCUCCUGCAAAAUCUUUCAUUAAAUGUAUAAAGGGUCAUACAGGGUAUUUUUCAUGUACCAAAUGUCAAAUUGAAGGCCAAUACCUAGCCAAAGUUUAUUUUCCUGAUAUUGAAAACCUCCGGUUAAGAACUGAUGAACAAUUUAGGUUGCAUGAUCAGGAUGAUGAACAUCAAAAUGGUAUAUCAAUUUUAGAGGAAAUUCCUCAUUUAAAUAUGAUCACCAGUUUUCCUCUGGACUACAUGCACUUGGUGUGCCUUGGAGUGAUGAAGAAACUUUUAUAUUUAUGGUGCUUUGGAAAACCUCAAACAAAGUUGUCUGCGGCUGCAAUUAAUGGCAUUUCACAGUCACUAAUAGACAUACGGGAAUGUAUCCCAGAGGAAUUCAAUCGAAAACCAAGGUCUAUCAAUGAAAUAAAAAUGUGGAAAGCUACAGAAUUUCGCCAAAUGCUAUUUUAUACAGGCCCACUAGUCUUAAAAAAAUUUUUAAGUACAGACCGGUACCUAAAUUUCAUUUCGUUACAUGUAGGUAUGACAAUUUUAGCAAGUGAACAUUUUCAACACCUUAUACUGUAUGCUUUGGACCUUUUAAAAUACUUUGUAAAAACUUUUCAGACAAUAUACGGGAUUGAAAAUACAUCUCAUAAUGUUCAUAAUUUAUUGCAUUUGCCUGAAGAUGUGAGACUUCAUGGACGUGUCGAUAAUUUUAGUGCAUUUGACUUUGAAAAUUUUAUGCAAAGUAUCUUAAAGUAUGUACGUAAAAGUCAUAAGCCGCUACAACAAAUUGUUAAACGAUAUUUGGAAAAAAUGUCAAGUGUUCAAAAUAAUAAAGAAGAUAUUACUACAUUUCCAUUAGCUAAAGAUCAGCUGUUAUUGGGCAUUGAUAAAAUGGAACACUUUAAAUCUUUAGUAUUUCAAAAUUUUGUUUUAAAAAUUAAUUUUCCUGAUAAUUGUUGCUGCUUGAAAAAUGGUGAGAUAAUUAAUAUCACUAGUAUUAUUAAAAUAAAUAGGUGCCUAGAGGUGGUAGGCAAACAAUAUUUGUGCAAGAAUUCUUUUUUUGAUAGACCUUGUGAAUCAGCUGAUAUUAACAUAUUUAAAGUUUGUGACAGUAACUUAGGUUCUUCGCAACACUUCAAAGUUUCAGAUAUUGAUUACAAGUGUAUGAAAUUAAAAUAUGAAGGUCAGAAUGUUAUAAUGCCAUUUUUACAUGGCUAAUUUUUUUUUUUUUACUGAUACAAUAUUUACUUAUCAGCUUUAGACAUAUAGGUACUUAGGUAUAGUUUGGUUUUUUGUGUAUGUAAGUUUAGAUUGGAUAAGACAUUUGAUAGUAUUUUGUCAUUUUUACUUUAAAUGUAAGGUACAUAACAAAUUUAUUGUCUAUCUUCAAAGUGAACAUUUUUUUA
This is a messenger RNA of Photinus pyralis (common eastern firefly), 3068 nucleotides long. RefSeq lists its product as uncharacterized. The transcript is spliced from 2 exons. Bases 832 to 2880 code for a protein of 682 amino acids. NCBI's taxonomy places the organism in Eukaryota, Metazoa, Arthropoda, Insecta, Coleoptera, Lampyridae. The record is from RefSeq and is a predicted model, not a curated record.